Messenger RNA from Linum tenue, 1713 nucleotides. The record is from the annotation of a GenBank genome assembly. NCBI's taxonomy places the organism in Eukaryota, Viridiplantae, Streptophyta, Magnoliopsida, Malpighiales, Linaceae.
AAAAAAAAAAAAAAAAAUCUCCCGUAGUACAGCUGAGCUUCCAGCUCAUCCUUUUCCUCCCUAUCCCAAGCGAAGCGCAUUGCAUUGCCAUUUCUUCUCCAACUGCCAAGCCCGGCCCUAAUCACCUUCCUGCUUUCCUCCAACAACCGCCACCGCGACGUCCGCGCUGUACCGAUUAGGGCUUUGGGCCGUUCCUUCUUCCCCUCCGAUUACUGAAGACGGGGAAUUUCCAGCUCGCCGAUUGGAAUUUGUUCGCUCUUGUGAUGCGGAUCAAUUUGGGGUUCUAAUUUGGGGGUUCCUAAAUGUUGAGCUGUUGCUGCUCUCAGUCCCUUUCUCAGCGGCCGAACCUCGUCCCUUCCUUUUCCAGGCAGUUUAGGGCUCUUAAUCGCCCUGGGUCCUCGUCUCUUUCGGCUAGGAAUCCCCGGGUCCUUGAACCCAGUUCCAAGCUUCACAAGAAUAAAUGGAGGAUUUCUUGUUUUAGACACGAGGAUUUUGCCCCCGCGAAUCCCAAGUCUGAUGGAGUUGACCACUUGCUUCCAGAGGAGCCACUUAAGCAAGAACCUGAAUUCUGUUGUUCUUCUGCUCCGGUUAAAAGGGAAUGGAUAUCUAAUCUUAGAAAGGUGUUUGAUGUAGUGCAAAGGGCAAUUGGAAGUCGGUGGACUGUACCAUGGACGGCAGAGACCAUAAUCCAGGUCAUGCUUCUCUGGGUAGUCACGUUCUGGUUCAUAGGCUCCUGGGUUGUCCCUUUUGCGGCCCAUGUGGCAGGCUUCAACAAGGAAUCCCUGACCUUCAGAGGCCAAGCCUUAUUCAGCCUUGUCACUGACGUUACAGAGGGCCUUGCUGGUAUAGCAAUCCUUCACCGCUGCCUUUCAAAAUUCCGCCCUCUAUCCUCUGAUUGGUUUCGCUUUACCCCGAGAGGCAACUGGAUGCUCGAUGUUGCACUCGGAUGCCUAAUGUUCCCCCUAGUCAACCGCCUCUCUCAAUUCAACCUCAGCCUUCUCCCCAUUCUACCCUCAACACCUGUCACUCUCUCGAGUGUUGAGCAGUCAAUUGCGGCACGUGAUCCCGUAGCAAUGGCUCUUUAUGCCAUGGUAGUAACGGUGUGUGCUCCAGUCUGGGAGGAGAUUGUGUUCCGGGGCUUCCUCCUGCCGUCGUUGACCAAGUACAUGCCUGUGUGGUGCGCGAUACUGGUGAGCUCGGUCGCAUUUGCCCUGGCCCAUUUUAAUGUACAGAGGAUGCUGCCACUAGUGUUUCUUGGGGUGGUGAUGGGGGUCGUUUUUGCACGGUCGAGGAACCUGUUACCCCCAAUUCUUCUUCACAGCCUGUGGAAUGGUUUCGUGUUCUUAGAUCUGAUGAAGUAGGAUGGUUCUUAGUUUCAUGAUGCUCUUUCCAAAUGGAUUGAGCAUUAUGUUGAUGACCUAUGAAGAAGCGAAGGGUUUGUUAUCUCGCCAUUAAGACGAGGGCGAGAGGGUGGAAAUUUUUAUGACCAACAACAGCUGAAUGGAAGUAGAGGAAUUUGAAUCAACGGAGGUGGACGGAUCCAUUGUAUUUGUAGAAGUAGUAGUAGCGCAGAAUGUAUCAUGUUCCCAGGCCUGUAAUUAUAACUGAGACAAUAAGUUGGGAAAAAUGCAAAUCCCAGAAAGAAGGGGGGAAAGAUUUGUCCUUUCUCUUAGCUUGAGAUUUUGAGCUCCAUUACUCAUCCAAAGCUGCGUC